Hevea brasiliensis (rubber tree) is the source of this 1851-nucleotide messenger RNA. Its product is annotated as cytochrome P450 CYP82D47. NCBI's taxonomy places the organism in Eukaryota, Viridiplantae, Streptophyta, Magnoliopsida, Malpighiales, Euphorbiaceae. Gene Ontology annotation, biological process: defense response to other organism. Gene Ontology annotation, molecular function: monooxygenase activity; heme binding; iron ion binding. The record is from RefSeq and is a predicted model, not a curated record. The coding region runs from base 128 to 1702 and encodes 524 amino acids. The transcript has 2 exons.
UCUUGAGGGAAAUUGGAUUCCAUUUUCCUUCCUUACUCUUGCUUAGACGCAGGAAUUUCCCCACUCUAUAAAUGGUCCCCUUUUUUGUUUAAUGCCAAACAUACUCCCAAUUUUUUAAGCUAGCCACAUGGAGUUUGUUUCUCCCUUCUCAGCAAGUGUUAUGCUCACCAUACUCGCCCUUGUAACUUGGUUCAUCUACUCUUCGUUUUGGACUUCGACUAAGGCAUGUAAGAAGAGAGUACCGCCAGAACCCACUGGUGCUUGGCCUGUUAUUGGCCACCUUCAUCUCCUAGCAGGCCCACAGCCACCUCACAUAAUCCUUGGAAAAUUGGCUGACAAGUACGGUCCCAUUUUCACCAUCAAGAUUGGCGUCCAUCGAACAGUGGUCAUAAGUAAUUGGCAGAUUGCUAAGGAAUGUUUCACUACCAAUGACAAAGCUUUGGCAAAUCGUCCAAAGGCACUUGCCAUGGAAAUCUUAGGCUACGAUUAUUCCAUGCUUGGCUUCAGUCCUUACGGAGAAUACUGGCGCCAAAUUCGUAAGAUAGUCACUCUUGAGCUUCUGUCCAAUCAUCGGCUUGAGAUGCUAAAGCAUGUGAGGGAAGCUGAGGUGAAAGCUGCCAUAAAAGGGUUAUAUCAGGAAUGGAUCAAGAACAAAAGUAAUUUCGAUAAGCUUACGGUAGAUAUGAAGAGAUGGUUUUGGGACAUAACUUUAAAUGUGAUAUUAAAGAUAAUUGUAGGGAAGCGAUAUGUGGAGUAUACAAAUAGUAGCGAGAGUCAAGAGAGUGACGUAUGGCGAGAUGCUCUGAGGGAAUUUAUGGAUUUGUCAGGGGAAUUUGCGGUAUCAGAUGCGCUUCCAUAUUUAAGGUGGUUGGAUUUGGGGGGAGUCGAGAGGAAGAUGAAGAAGACCCUCAAAAGCCUAGACCAUGUUGUUGUACAGUGGUUAGAAGAACGCAAGCAGAAGAAAGGAACCACCAUAGCAAAGGGAGAGGAAGAUUUCAUGGGGGCUCUGUUGUCCAUUCUGAAUGACGCAAAAGAGCUUUACAGACAAGAUGUUGACACUAUCAACAAAGCUACGUGCCUGAGUCUUAUUUUAGCAGCCUCGGACACCACAACAAUUACAAUGACUUGGGCUUUGUCUUUACUACUAAAUAAUCCUGAUGUCUUGAAGAGGGCCCAAAAUGAAUUAGACGUUCAUGUUGGUCGAGAAAGGCAAGUGAAGGAGUCCGACACACAGAAUUUGAUUUAUCUCCAAGCUAUUAUCAAGGAAACCUUCAGAUUAUAUCCUGCUGCACCACUAUUAGUGCCACAUGAAUCCAUGGAAGAGUGUGUUGUAGAUGGCUACCAUAUUCCACCAGAGACACGCGUAAUCGUAAAUGCUUCAAAAAUUCAGAAAGACCCAAGCGUGUGGUUGGACCCUGAGAAAUUUCAACCAGAGAGAUUUCUUACCACCAAUAAGGACGUUGAUUUCAAAGGUCAAAACUUCGAAUUGAUACCAUUUGGCAGUGGAAGGAGAAUUUGCCCUGGAAUCUCAUUUGCUCUUCAAAUUUUGAACCUGACGCUGGCAACUCUGCUACAUGCAUUUGAAAUUGAAACUUCGUCAGACAGUCCUAUUGAUAUGAGUGAGUCAGCUGGUUUAACCAACGCCAAGGUCACCCCGGUGGAAGUUGUUCUUACUCCUCGCCUUCCUGCUAACCUGUACUAGCUAGAACCUACCUGAUAUGUAACAUCAAACUUAUUAUUAAGCUUUCCCAUUUGAAAAAUGUUGCUCCAUCCCUUUCUUUUACCUAAUAUUUGUAACAUAUACCUAUCAUGGACCUAUACUAAUUCGAGUAUCGUAUAAUUUGUGCACAA